Molecule: messenger RNA, 1734 nt
Organism: Clarias gariepinus (North African catfish)
Lineage: Eukaryota; Metazoa; Chordata; Actinopteri; Siluriformes; Clariidae
Gene: dlx4b
Product: distal-less homeobox 4b
Exons: 3
Coding region: 307-1080 (257 amino acids)
Biological process (GO): cell differentiation; embryo development; negative regulation of transcription by RNA polymerase II
Molecular function (GO): RNA polymerase II cis-regulatory region sequence-specific DNA binding; DNA-binding transcription factor activity, RNA polymerase II-specific
Source: RefSeq, a predicted model, not a curated record
GUGCGGAACUGCGCGCGUUCGCUCAUAUGUUGGGCGGUUUUUUUGUCACGAUUUAAGAAAGAACACUCAUUUUUACCUCUUCGUUUCGUUUCGAUUCGAUUCAUCCGGAAAUAGAGGCUUUAUCCUCCACAUUUUAUGUAUUUUUUUGUUUUUGUUUGGAAGAAUACUACGCGGCUCCUCGUUCGCCAAGGCGCUAUCCACAGUCCUCGGAAUGGAUUAGUAGAUGUAAGCUUUCGUACUCGCACAAUAAACCGGACGAUCAACUUUGUUUGACGCUGUCCGUCAUUUUUAUGGCCUCUGCUUCCAAUGAUGUCUAUGAGUUUCGCGCCUGACGGCUUGGGUUCUGCGGACGCGUCCAAAUCGGCGUUUUUAGAGCUCGGUCACGGGAUCUCCGCCAGCCAGCAGCAGCAGCAGCACUUCUCGGGACUCGCGGCUAACGUUUACCCCGCGCACGGGCUGCACUCGGGCGGACACCCGCAACACGAUAAUCCCUUUCCGUCUGGCGCGUGCCAUUACGGCGGGCCGCUGGGUUACGGUUACCCCGCGCCACUCAGCGCUCCUGCGCCCGCUCCUGCUUACUUACCUUACCACCAGCAGGGCAGCUACAGACCCCCACUGAGCCAGACGAGGAAUGACGAGUCCGAUCACGAGAAGCAGCCAGUGAUUGAGAACGGAGAGAUACGUGUGAGUGGUAAAGGGAAGAAGAUGCGCAAACCCCGCACAAUCUACUCGAGUCUGCAGCUCGCUGCGCUGCACCAGCGCUUCCAGCAGACUCAGUACCUUGCCCUGCCGGAGAGAGCAGACCUGGCAGCCAAACUGGGCCUCACACAAACACAGGUUAAAAUAUGGUUUCAGAACAAGCGCUCUAAAUAUAAGAAGAUCAUGAAGCACGGCCCAACCGGACCUGAAGGAGAACUACAAGCCGCCCGUGCGCAUGCGCAGUCGCCUUGCUCUCCCGUGCUGCCCGCUCUCUGGGACGCGGGCAAAAGCGCGCAUACGCAUCCUGGCGGCUACAUGAACAGUUUCGGCCAGUGGUAUCCAUCAUCCCAGGACACUUUACCCAGACCUCAUAUGAUGUGACUCAACUGUCUGCUACCGACAUUCUAUCAAGAUAAUGAUUUUACGACAUGCGUUAUAUCGUAUAAAUGUAUCGAGAAAAAGGUGUGUCGGUAAUUUUCCCUUAAAUUUCUGAGCGUUUGUUUUGCCUACAUGUGAAAAUUCUUUUAUUAAAGUGUAAAUACGGUCGUGUGUUUAAAGGGAUUGUGACUUUAUCCUUGAACAGGUUUCGUUGUCAAUGCUUGUUGAUUUUAUUAGUCAUCGGUGCUUUUCGGUUUUUAUUCGGACUCCUUGAAUAUUUGUUUUGAAUAAAAGACCCGAUGAAAGGUUGCCAAACACUGUGUCGCCAUGCCAUGUAAUUAAACCAAAUUGUUGCUGAAAAUAAUUGUGGAAGUCCAGAAAAAAAUAGAGAAAGAACGUCUAAACACAAAAUAAUUUAGAAAAUCACCACGCACUUCAAUUCUCUAAUCACUUCCAGUUUUUUACUUAUGACUUUGUUUAAUGGUCACUCAAAUAUAAAAUCAUCUAUCAUUUAUAAGCGUAUCUGCUCAUAACAAAACAAUAAUACUAAAUAAUUCAGGUUGAAAUAGAAAAAAAGUGCCCAUAAUAUUUUGGAAUUUGUAUUUGCAUAAGCUUGAUACAUUAUUCUCUAAUCUGUUCAUACAUUAACAUAAACAU